Rotaria socialis is the source of this 567-nucleotide messenger RNA. NCBI's taxonomy places the organism in Eukaryota, Metazoa, Rotifera, Eurotatoria, Philodinida, Philodinidae. The record is from the annotation of a GenBank genome assembly.
AUGCAUGCCCACAACCACUCACACCCACACCCAGAUGAUGAAAAAUUGAUAUCAGCAACAUCAUCAACAUCGUAUAUACAGCAACAUUAUCAGAGUCUGAUUAAUUGUACAUUUCAAGAGCGUCCCAUUAGUAGACGCCAAGGUGAUUAUGAUAUAGAAGAUCCAACUGUACAUGUUCGAGAAAAAUUAAUUGUGUUUUGUCAAGAAUUAGUUGAAGCAGUUAAAACACGUUUAGAAGAUGCACCAUCCGUUUUUUUGUUAAUGAAAAGCUGUCUUGAUGUGUCGUCUUUAUACGAACAAGUUGUAUUGAUUGGUCAGCAAACAUUGGAAGAUUAUGGACAAUCAGCUUUACAAAAACUAAUUGAUUUUACUCUACUGAAUUCAACGGAUAUACAAGUAAAGGUGACUUCUAUACAACAACAAUAUGCGGAAUGGAAACGAAGAUGUUUAUUUGAAAUUGUUGAUAAAGAUACAUUUGGUAUUUGGACAACUGACGGAAAAAUAAUUACAUCGAAAGUAAUGAAAACAUUUUUUUACCAACAAAAAGCUAGCCGAUGGUAUUCAUGA